AUGCCGGCGUCAGAUGUGAUUGAAGCCGAGAGUAGUCGCGAUGAGAUGGCUCUCUCGCGUCGCGUCUUACGCAAGAUUGAUCGCGCCCUCAUUCCGCUGCUGUUUGUCACGUACAUGCUCAAUUUCAUGGACAAAGUCAUCCUCUCAAGCGCGUCCAACCUCCACGGCCAGCAGUACAGCUGGGUCGCCAGCAUCUUCUACUUUGGCUACCUCAUCUGGGAGUAUCCUACUACGCUGCUCAUCGCCCGGCUGCCCGUCGGCAAAUAUUUGACGGCCAAUACGGCGUUUUGGGGCGCUACUGUAGCUGUCACGGCCGCAUGCACCAACUUUGGCGGCCUCAUGGCUGCCCGUUUCCUGCUGGGUGUCGCCGAGGCCACCAUCACCCCCGGCUUCAUGUUUCUGACGUCGACCUGGUACACGCGCGAUGAAAUGCCCACGCGUGUUGGAAUGUGGUUUGCGGGCAACUCGGUCGGCGGCCUGGUUUCCAGCCUGCUCGCCUUUGGCGUGGGCCACAUUGAGGACAACAUCCACCCGUGGCGCUGGAUGUACAUUGUCCUCGGCGUCGCCACCUUUCUCUGGACAAUUCCCAUGUUCUAUUUCCUUCCUGAUACCAUUUCGAAAGCAAAGUUUCUUACCAACGAGGAACGCGAGAUUGCAAUGCGUCGAACCCUCAUCGCAGGCACUGGAAGCACUGAGGACACCCGCUUCUCGUGGGAGCAGGUCCACGAGUGCCUCGUCGACCCCAAAACAUGGCUGAUUGUCUUGAUCGCCAUGAUUGGCCAGAUUCCCAACAGCGGCACGCAAAAUUUCUCCAACAUUAUCAUAAAAUCAUUCAAUUUUACUAGCCUGCAGUCUACACUCAUCAACAUUCCGUACUCCCUCCUCACGGCAGCCAUUAUUGCUGCCACAGGAUGGCUAGCUGGCCGGUAUCGAACACUCAACUGCAUUCUCAUCAUUGCGGUGGUGCUUCCAUGUGUUAUCGGCGCGGCCCUCAUUUAUUGCCGCGAGCACAUUCCCUCGCACGGAGCGCAACUUUUCGCCUACUUUUUGCUGUCACCUGGCCCUGCAUCCAUGCCGCUCAACAUGGCCCUGGUGCAGUCCAACUUCAAGGGCGUCACCAAGAAGCUUACAAUUACUGCGUUGCUCUUCAUUGCAUACUGCAUGGGCAACAUUGCCGGACCCCAGUUCUUCCGUGAAUCCGAGGCGCCCACAUACAAUACGGCAUUCAAGACAAUUAUGAUAUGCUACUCAUUAGUCAUUGUCUUGUCCAUUUCGCUGCGCGCGUACCUGCAAUGGUUCAACGCGCUCAGGUCGAAGAUGGAGGGAAUCCAAGGCAGCGCAGCCAUGGCAGGCGUCGUGGCAGAUAAUAAGCUGAGAAGUGGCACAGAUGUCCCGCCAAUGGAACUCCGACCCGAGGCUUUCGAGGACGUAACAGACUGGAAGACGAGUGGCUUCAGAUAUCGGCUAUACUCAAUACGCCUUCACGAUUGA
This is a messenger RNA of Beauveria bassiana ARSEF 2860, 1491 nucleotides long. Its product is annotated as major facilitator superfamily transporter. Gene Ontology annotation, molecular function: dipeptide transmembrane transporter activity; allantoate transmembrane transporter activity. Gene Ontology annotation, biological process: tripeptide transport; transmembrane transport; dipeptide transport. NCBI's taxonomy places the organism in Eukaryota, Fungi, Ascomycota, Sordariomycetes, Hypocreales, Cordycipitaceae. Gene Ontology annotation, cellular component: plasma membrane. The record is from RefSeq and is a predicted model, not a curated record. The coding region runs from base 1 to 1491 and encodes 496 amino acids. The transcript is spliced from 3 exons.